AAUGAAAACUGUCUUUUCCUGUACCAUCGUCAGCAGCGUUAAAACGUUUCUAUAAGUACUUAUUAACAAAACUUCAAUUUAUAUUUACCGUUUUAACAACAAUAACUACAUACGUACCUACUUCAAGUCUACGAAAUACGUAGGUAAAUAAAUUACAGCUAACGUUUUAUCCAUGCAUCAAAAUAAUAAUUCAAACAUGAUCAGAGUUAUGGUCUACAUUGGAUUCGUUAUCUAUGUGAUGGUCUUGGCUACAACAUGUUGCUGUCAUCCCGUGACGUCUUCUGAAGUGGAAAGUAUAGCUCGACCUACACGACCUAAAACUUUCGGUUCUCCAGAUGAAUUACGUUCAUACCUAGACCAGUUAGGACAGUACUUGGCAGUAGUUUCUCGUCCAAGGUUUGGAAAAAGGAAACCUGCACUUCCAGUCAUCCCGUCCGUAAUCACAACACCGAGAUUACAACAGUACAUCGACCAUCAACGCAUGCUUAACAGUAUUAUAAACCGGGAAGACGAAGAGGCUUAUAAAUUACAAUAUAAACCGGCUGCUAUAAGAAAUUCAAAAGACUUGUACGACAUGUUAUUUACGACACGUCGCGAAAACGGCAAUAAUGACCGUCAUCAAUACUAUUUAAUGCAACAAGAUAUAACGAAUGCAGACAUUGGUUUAGACUCAAAUUAAUUUUCAUUGAAAUGUAUUUGUAGUAUAAUAAUGUAUUUGUAUUUCUCAAAAACUUUAGUCAUGUACAGAAACUAUUGUACUAGUUAUAUUAUUAAUAUAAGAAUCUUAUAAAAUGUCGUUAAUUUAACAGUAUAAAUAAAAUCCAUAACAAGUGUUGAUA
Myzus persicae (green peach aphid) is the source of this 839-nucleotide messenger RNA. RefSeq lists its product as uncharacterized. The coding region runs from base 173 to 679 and encodes 168 amino acids. Gene Ontology annotation, cellular component: extracellular region. Gene Ontology annotation, molecular function: hormone activity. The transcript is spliced from 3 exons. Lineage: Eukaryota; Metazoa; Arthropoda; Insecta; Hemiptera; Aphididae. The record is from RefSeq and is a predicted model, not a curated record.